AUGACAAAGCUCCUUGGACUGCUGGCUGCCUGCGCUGCACUGGCCGCCGGCCAAGGCAACGACACGGAGCCGCCGACGACGCUCUUGCUCGAGCCGACCACGAUGACGCCGACACCGACGACGGUGCUGCUCAACACGAACCUCGGUGCCAACGACGACGACACCGCUGGAAACACCGACCACGACGCCGACAACGACGCCCAUUGCCACUGCAACGCCACGACCGACGAUGGCCCCGACGACCCUAGCCCCACAGCCCGAGACCGCGGACCCCGAACGUCCGGACACCGUGGGCCCGACGCUUGA
Molecule: messenger RNA, 306 nt
Organism: Saprolegnia parasitica CBS 223.65
Lineage: Eukaryota; Oomycota; Saprolegniomycetes; Saprolegniales; Saprolegniaceae
Exons: 1
Coding region: 1-306 (101 amino acids)
Source: RefSeq, a predicted model, not a curated record